This is a messenger RNA of Vanessa atalanta (red admiral), 936 nucleotides long. RefSeq lists its product as uncharacterized. The transcript is spliced from 7 exons. Gene Ontology annotation, biological process: sensory perception of taste. Lineage: Eukaryota; Metazoa; Arthropoda; Insecta; Lepidoptera; Nymphalidae. The record is from RefSeq and is a predicted model, not a curated record. Gene Ontology annotation, cellular component: membrane. Bases 31 to 912 code for a protein of 293 amino acids.
GGUAAGUGAGGCUCCGAGUGUUAUCGUUAAAUGGAUCAUUUUAUAAAUCAAGAAUUGGAAAGCAGCUAUUUAGAUCUUAAAAUAAACAACUCCGGUAUAAUAAUAUGGGGAUUUUUAUCAUUAUUUGUGCUUCAUUUCCUCUGUCGAGUAUUUUUAAAAGCAGGAAUUGGUUUGACUGACGAUGAACACGGAAAUAAUAUGCUGUUUUCGUUUGCUAUUGCUUUCGGCUUUUGCUUCAAGCACAUCUUCAACAUCCUGCUGUGUCUGCAAUUUGUAUUCAUCGUGUGCUCGGUGAACGUUACGCUUCGAACGCAGAAUGAACGACUACGCAGUCUGAUCUUCAAACUGAAACUAUACGAUGCAAUGAAAACCAAAAAUAUAUCAAAUGCCCAUGUAACGAUACGUCGUCUGUAUCGCGCGUAUGUGUCGAUAUGUGAAGUAUUGAGAAAUAUAUGUGACGGCGAGGGAGCCUUGGUGGCGAUCGUACUCCUUUCUAAAAUAACGGAAUGCACGGAUUCUUUUAACCAUGUCAUAUCAAUAAUUUAUGCGUCUUUAGAUGAUUGGUCGUACAGAAAAUUCGUAAACUUAGGACUGCCAUUAAUUUGGGCUUUUUUUAAAGGAGCUUUGAUAGUUCUAAUGGUAGAACAAUGUCACAAGACGCAAGAAGAAUUUCAAACGGCGCAAAUCCACGUAAGUCAUUUGAUGUGUGCAUCAUCAGACAGAGAAUUUAAGGAUGAACUGUCUCGCUUCUACAACCACGUUGCUGAUGAAAUACCCUCAUUUUCGCCACUAGGGAUAUGUGUUUUCACGAGGCAGCUCUUAGUUGGGAUUAUCGGUGGUAUUGCAACCUUUUUAGCAAUUGUUCUACAAUUUCGCCUUAUAGACAGUGUUCAAUUAAAAUAUUUGUCGUAAUAUGUCCACAUAAUAAGUGUCCAC